Manis javanica (Malayan pangolin) is the source of this 2290-nucleotide messenger RNA. NCBI's taxonomy places the organism in Eukaryota, Metazoa, Chordata, Mammalia, Pholidota, Manidae. The record is from RefSeq and is a predicted model, not a curated record.
AUGUCCCGCUCCGCACAUCACGGGGCUUCAGCCCGGCUCAGCAUCCACGUCACCUGCGCAGCUCCCAAGGCAGCAUUUCUAAGGUUGUCACCUGGGCGUCUGAAAGUGUUGUCAAGUCGCACGGAUGAUUCCGAUGCACAGCGGGGACAUCCUGUGACAAGAAGUCCUGAUGUAGCCCCCAGGCUCCUGCUCUGGAAGGAAAAGCCUGAUGCGGAGCGCCCCACCCCAAGAGGACAGAGGGAGGGAGGCAGGCAGAGCCGGCGCUUGGGGACGGCAGGGGUCCCGGCGGAGCAGAAGCUCUUCUCCCAGAGGCGGGGACAGACCGGCAGCGGACACCCUGGCGCCCCCCGCAGCCCCUGCCCCCGCGAGGGCCGCUCCCCUGGCAGGGGGCUCCUGCUGGCGGUCUCACUCUUAACCUGGAACCUGCCCACAACUGCCCAGCUCACUGUGGAGUCGGUGCCGCCCAAUGCUGUCCAAGGGCAGGAUGUUCUUCUGCUUCCUCACAAUCCUCCUGAGAGUCUUCCAGGCUAUGCCUGGUACAAAGGGGAACAUACAAAUUUCGACUCUACAAUUGUAUCAUAUGUAAUAAACACACGAGCAGUUACCCCAGGGAUCGCAUACAGCGGCCGAGAGACAGUACACCCCAAUGGAUCCCUGUUGUUCCAGGAUGUCACCCAGGAGGACGCAGGAUACUACACCCUACAGGCCUUACACGGAAGUCUUCUGAGUACAACAGCAGCUGUCCAGCUUGGUGUCUGCCGUGAUUCCUCUCUGACCUCUGGGUGUUGUGGGGGGUGGGGGGUGAAUUGUACUUCACAAUCAGUAGACUGACUGGUAGAGCUUUCCCUCAUGUACUCACCACCUCCUGCUCCCUGUCUGUCCCCCUCAUUCAUUUCUGGAUUCCUAGUCCCUGCAGUGCCAUUCACGGGGUUAGUGUGUCUGGUCAGUCAUUAUCACACAGCAGGACAGAAUGCCCCACCUGCCUCUAUGGGGCCUGAGUCUGGAACUGGUUAUCUGAGAUCCCUUGAGAUUCUGUGCGAGUUUUUGGAAAUUUCUUUCUCUACAAAAUAUUUCAUUGGAAUGUUGGAAAGGAUUGCAUUGAAUCUGUGUGUCUCUUUGGUGGUAUUGUCAUCUUAACUAUGGUACAUCUUCCUGUUCGUGAACAUGGGAUGUCUUUCCAUUUAUCUGUGGUUUUGUAAAUUUCUUUCCACGUGAUUGCUAGAUUUCCCUACACAAGUCUGUUCCCUCAUUGGUUAAAUUUACUCCUAAGUAUUUUAUUCCUUGCAAAGUUAUUGUAAUUUCAAUUAUUUUCUUAAUAUCCAUUUUGGAUAGUUCAUUUUUGUGUGGAGAAACACACCUGAUUUUUGCAUGUUGAUUUUGUGUCUUGCAACCUGGCCGAAUGUGUUUGUUAGUUCUACCAGAUUUGUGGAAUCCUUGGGGUCGUCUACGUAUAAGUUCAUGCCGUCUGCCAAAAUAUGUACAUAACUGUACUUCCUCCUUUCUGAUUUGGAUGCAUCCAUUUCUCCUCCUUGCCUGAUUGCUAUGACUGGGGCUUUUCUACUGUGCAAAUGGGACACUGAAAGUGACAUCCUUGUCGUCUUCCUAUGAGGUGAUUGUGGUCAAUGAAUGCUCUGGUCCCACAGCCGCAAGGGUCCCAGAUGCCCCCAGCCCACCCCCUGCUGAUCUACCAGGUUCAGAAAACGACAGCAGAAAGGGAAACAGAAGGUGAUGGGAGGAGGGAGGACUUGGGGGUCAAACCCCCUGGCCCAGCCCGGUCCUGCCUAGAGCAGCCCCAGGUGGACGCAGGGACUGGCAGGUGCUGCACAGGUUCUGCAAAGGUUCCUGGUGACUGUUUGGCCUCUUCUUCUUUUACAGUGUCUGUCACUCCCCGACAUGAACAUUUACUGCCGCGUCGACCAUAAUGCAGAUGUGGCUUCUUAGUUUCCUCCGUCGGCUGCUCUUUAAGAGCUGUGGCAGGGCCUGCUUGACCCCACUCCCUGGCUAGGGACACAAGCUGGAGCCUGAGCGAGCAAAUCAGCUCUAAGCCUGGGGAUAUUCAGGGAUCCGAAGCCAGGUUCCCGACUCUCCUGAUUUCUGCAGACCCCGAAGGGCUGCCCUGAUUCCUGGGUGGGCCAGACAAAGGCUCCCAUCCCCCCAGGAAGUGGGGGAGCUCCCAGGGAUCGUGACCUGACCCUCCUGCACCACCUGAGAGGGUGUGAAUAAAGAGGACCCUUCACCUCUUUUGUCUUUUGCUCUGAAUGGGAACUUGUCUUGGCAGAAAUUCACCUGA